Messenger RNA from Saccostrea cuccullata (small rock oyster), 1782 nucleotides. RefSeq lists its product as uncharacterized. The transcript is spliced from 2 exons. The coding region runs from base 52 to 1782 and encodes 576 amino acids. The record is from RefSeq and is a predicted model, not a curated record. Gene Ontology annotation, molecular function: zinc ion binding. Lineage: Eukaryota; Metazoa; Mollusca; Bivalvia; Ostreida; Ostreidae.
UGUAAAUUCAUUCAAAAUGGCUGAUCAUUAAAGUCACCUUGGAGAUAAACAAUGGCCCUGUCAAAAGCACAAUUACCAGGUACACCUCAACACUUUUUAGAGUGUGGUAUUGAAGACUGUGACAGAAACUGUGAAUUCUACUGCAAUAUUUGCCACACAAGAUUAUGCAAACAAUGUAGAGAUGAACAUCUGAGAAAUCCAGAGACAAAAACCCAUGAAGUGGUCCUAUACCAGCAACGAAAACGACAACUGCCCACAGAAAAAUGCAAGAUCCACCCCACCAAGGAUAUAGAACUUCUUUGUGAAGAAUGUAAAAUCCCUAUUUGUUCCAAAUGCAAAGCCAACCAAGCACACAGAGGUCACACAUUCAUUGAUCUGGAAUCAAUUUAUUCAGAAAAGUUUUCCCAUUGUCAAGAAGAAAUUGCAAAAAUUCAUGAAUAUUUCCUGCCAACAUCACAAGACAUACAGAAAGAAAUUAAGGACAAUGCCACAGAAAUCAAGAAGAUCAUGGACGACAUAAGAACCUCCAUGAAGGCUGAAGCAGAGUCCCUUAAAAGUCUGGUGGACAAAGUGACUUCUGAAAAUAUGGAAGAAGUAAACAAAAUAGAGCAGUCAUUACUGGAAAAAUUAAAUAGUCAAGAUACAACCAUUGAAAAGUAUAUUACCCAUCUCAAUGACCUGGAUAAGAAGUUCCAUGUUUAUAUGUCCUCUUUAAAACCUACAAAACUCUUCACUGCAGAGGAUAUGAAAAUUGAACCCAUACCAGAAACAACAAAACCAGAGAUGCCUGUAUUUACUGCUGGAAAGAACAGAAAAGAGGAUAUUGCCAAACUACUGGGGAAAGUAUCAUUUCCAAACAUAAAAGAAGAGGUGAAAAAAGUACAGCCCCUGAAAUCAAAAACUCCAAAAUCAAAUCCGAAAUCAACAAACUAUCAAGUAAUGAAAGACAGUAAAACAACUUCUAAUGUGAAACAAGCACUGUCUCUAUCUUCUUCUGUCACUGAGGUAAGGAUGCUCGUUGUAAUAGGCAUUAGUGGUGUGUAUCAUAUGUCACUAGAUCAGUCAGGUAGACUCUGGGUCAGUGAUCGUGAUGGUAACCUUGUCCAAAUAGAUCAACAGGGGUGGAAUCAGCUACAGAAGAUACAAACCAGUGGUGGAGAAGGUUACCACACAGUAACAAAAGAUGGGGAUCUGAUCUUUACAGACCGGAACAAGAAAGUCAUCAAUAGGAUAACACAGGAUAACAAUAUCACUAAAUUCAUUAAAACAGGAGACUGGGUACCAAUCAGCAUACACUCCUCCCACAUCAAUGGGAACUUACUGGUGGGGAUGAGGAAGAAUGAACAGGCUAAAGUCACCAGGUACAACAAGAAAGGGAAAGAACUACAGAACAUACAGAAGGAUAACAAAGGACAGGGACUGUAUAGUUAUCCACACUACAUAACAGAAAACAUCAAUGGAGAUAUCUGUACAUCAGACUAUGGUAACGCAGUAGUGGUGGUGAAUAAAUCAGGACAACACAGGUUCUCUUACACAGGUCAGAAAUCAAAGUUCGAUCCUUUUGGAAUCUGUACUGAUGUCCUCGGUCACAUACUGGUAUGUGAUGCCUACAGUGUUCAACUCCUUGAUCAGGACGGUCAAUUCUUAUCUCUACUAAUCACAACAGAAGAAGUACCUUCUCCCAUUAGUGUAUGUGUGGAUGAUGAGAAGAAUCUUUGUGUGGGAGAUAAUAUGAUUAAUACAAUUACAGCAUUUAAAUAUCUUCAAAUGAACACAGAAUAG